Molecule: messenger RNA, 2220 nt
Organism: Oryza sativa Japonica Group (Japanese rice)
Lineage: Eukaryota; Viridiplantae; Streptophyta; Magnoliopsida; Poales; Poaceae
Product: putative protein Brevis radix-like 3
Source: RefSeq, a predicted model, not a curated record
CACUGCCUGUGCACUCGGCGCCCUCUCGUCGUAUAUGGGGGAAGGAUCCGACGGCCCAGCGCGACGCCCGCAGUGUUCUCUCCCUCCCCACCUCGAUCUCUCUCUCUCGCUUCGUGGCUCUUCUCUCCUGCGACUGCGAGAGGAAUCUCCCACUCAGUCCCAGAUUGUUUCUGUGCGGCGACAGCGUCGCUGCGUAGCUUCUGAUAUCUUUGCCGCCGCUGUGUUUGGCGCCAUUGACGCAGCCGCAUCCACUCCUCGACCAGACAAGGGAGGCCUUUCUCUCUGUGCUAUCUCCAAAGGCUUCUGAGUCGAUUCAGAGGCAGAGCUCGAAACCGAAAGGGCGGCGAAGGUGAAGCCGACCGGCGGGCUGCAAAUUGCGCUCGUUCGCUCACCGGCGACGUGGAGGAGAAGGCGCCGGAGAGAGAGGAAGAGGAGGCGGAGCAACCCGGUCAGCGCGCGCGUAGGUGGUUUGGGUACGCACACUGUUUACACGGCGAGCAAACUCGGAGGAGAGAGAGAGCUGUGGCUAACGUAGCUAUCUGGGGGCCGUCAGUUACCUUUCGAUACACAAGGUGAGAUUGUGGGGGGAGCGAUUGACUACUGAUUGAUCCGUCUCGUCGUCGUCGAUCGAGGAGAGGGAGGCAGAUAGGGAGAGGGGGUCAGAGAAGAUGCUGGCAUGCAUCGCGUGCUCCUCCAAGGAAGGCGGGGAGGACGGGUCCCGUGGCGCGGCCACGCCUCACGGCAGAGAUGCCGUCAAGUCCCUCACCUCACAGCUCAAGGACAUGGUGCUCAAGUUCUCCGGCUCCAACAAGCAUCAGCACUACAAGGCGGCGACGGCCGGUAGCCCUUCGUUCAGGAGCAGGAGCUACCGCCGUCCGUACCCGGGCUUCAUCGAUGACUCCGCGUUCAUGACGACGACCAGGCCUGGAGGUGAGGCCUACAUGUACACGAGAGCGGCGCCGCCGCCGCCCGUCCGGGCCGCGUCGACGUCGAUGGCGACAUGGGACAUGACCAGGAGCAAGAGCAACCGAGGGUGGCAGCAGGAUGCCGGCAGGAGCCCCGGCGGCACGACGUGGAUACAGAGCAUCGAGGAGGAGGCCGGCGCCGACGACGUCACCGUCGUGGAGGAUGCCGUGCCGAGGGAGUGGACGGCGCAGGUGGAGCCCGGCGUCCAGAUCACCUUCGUCACGCUCCCCGGCGGUGGCAACGACCUCAAGCGCAUCCGGUUCAGCCGAGAGAUUUUUAACAAGUGGGAGGCGCAGCGUUGGUGGGGCGAGAACUACGACCGCAUCGUCGAGCUGUACAACGUGCAGACGUUCAGCGGCCGGCAGCAAGGCGUGUCCACUCCCACGUCCUCCGUCGACGACUCUAUUCUGAGAGAAUCAUCGUUCUGCUCCAGGGGCGGAUCGACCCGGGAGAGUCCGGUCGUGACGCCGGCGACGUCGUCGUCGCUGGCCAAAGAGCCGAUCGCAAGGAGCAUGUCGUGCAAGGCGAUGGCGGCUUCGGCGUCUAAUUACGCCGCGGCGGCGGCUUCCACAAGAGCGGCGUGCUACCCAUCGGUGGCAGUGCCCGACCCGUCCGACCACGUGUGGGCGCACCACUUCAACAUGCUCAACUCCGCUGCGGCCGGCCCGUCCGCGGCGGGCGGCGGCGUCCCAUCGUUGUACGACCCGUCGCGGGGGACCACCUCGUCCCGCGACGAGGCCUCCGUGUCCAUCAGCAACGCGAGCGACAUGGAGGCGACCGAGUGGAUCGAGCAGGACGAGCCGGGCGUCUGCCUCACUAUCCGCGAGCUCGGCGACGGCACCCGCGAGCUCCGCCGCAUCCGGUUCAGCCGCGAGAGGUUUGGUGAGGACAGGGCGAAGGUUUGGUGGGAGCACAACAGAGACAGAAUACAAGCACAGUAUCUGUAACAAGGCAUGCAUCUAUGCAUGAGUCGAGCAGAUCAAGAGAAAAAGGGAGAUAGAUUAGGGAGAGGUGAUACCGCUGUUAGUUGCUGAUCGGUUAUCCUUGUUACAGUGCAAGGUAAAACAAAAUAGUGAAAGUUGGUAGGGAUAGGAGUGAAAUGUAUCUUUGAUGCUGUGUCCCUCUUUGUGUAGACAACAUAUAUAACGUGGUGAUGUGUUCUCACCUGGUUGCUGCAUUAAAUUUUUCUUGUAACGCAAAUCUUCAUAUUCGUUGGUUCAAUUUAUUCGUAAGCUUGUCAAAUCCUUUACCGGA